AUGAUUGAUUUCACAAGGACCCUUAAACGGAUUUUCCGUAAAUGGACCACUAAGGAUGGUAUAAUUGGUGAUUACGAUUACAAAUACUUGUUCACCCCAGAAAUACCAUUUGUUUCCAAAGAAGCCAAAGUCCAGCCGUUUUUUGGAUUAAAUUCAGAUAUGCCGCUACUUUUAGGAGCCAUAUUGGGAUUACAACAUGCAUUGGCAAUGAUGGCGGGUCUAGUUGUGCCUCCUGUUUUGAUUAGUGUUUCAGCAAAUUUACCUAUUGAAACGCAAGAGUACUUGGUUAGUACGUGUUUGAUUGUUUCUGGUCUUUUGUCAAUUAUUCAAAUCACCCGUUUCCACAUUUAUGGUACUCCAUAUCAUUUAGGUACUGGGCUAUUGUCGGUUGUUGGUCCAUCGUUUGCUACAAUUACAGUCACUUCAAGUGCGUUUCCUAUGAUGUAUGCUAACGGUACUUGUCCCACAUCAGCUGAUGGUACAAAGUUACCUUGUCCCGAUGGCUACGGUAUGAUUUUAGCCACAGGGAUUGUAUGUGCCUUGUUGGAAAUAUUAUUGUCAUUCUUACCAGCCAAGAUUCUUCAAAAGGUUUUUCCUCCAUUGGUUACGGGACCGGUUGUUAUGUUGAUUGGUAUUCACUUGGUUGAGACUGGUAUAGAAGAUUGGGUUGGUGGCUCAGGAUGUGUUGAAGAUACUUGUACAAUGGGCAAGUUUUCCAAACCAUGGGGGUCAGCUAAUUUCGUUGGGUUGGGAUUCCUUGUUUACGUUUCCAUUAUAAUCGCAGAAAAAUUCGGUUCACCAAUCAUGAAGAGUUGUGCAGUUAUACUAGGAUUACUUAUUGGAUGUAUCGUUGCUGCCGCUUGUGGUUAUUUUGACUCUAGUCAAAUUGAUGCCGCCAAAGCUGCUAGUUUUAUUUGGGUCAAGACAUUCAAGUUGAAGGUUUAUGGUCCAAUUGUUUUACCCUUUUUAGCGGUAUAUUUGGUUUUAAUGAUGGAAGCUAUUGGUGAUAUAACUGCAACUUCAGAUGUAUCGCGUUUAGAAGUUGAAGGUGAACUUUACGAGUCAAGAAUUCAAGGUGGUUUAUUGGCAGAUGGUUGCAAUGGUAUAUUAGCAGGUCUAAUGACUGUUACCCCCAUGUCAGUUUUUGCUCAAAACAAUGGGGUUAUUGCUAUUACUAAAUGUGCCAAUAGAGCUGUCGGAUAUUGGUGUGUUUUCUUUUUGUUGGUUAUGGGAAUCUUUAGCAAGUUUGCUGGCGCCAUCAUAUCCAUCCCCAAGCCAGUAUUUGGUGGUAUGACUUCAUUUUUGUUUUGUUCAGUUGCUGUGUCUGGUGUCAAGAUUAUUUCUGGAACAGAAUUUACUAGAAGGGAUAGAUUUAUUUUGACCGCAGCGUUGGUCCCUGGUUUAGGCUCUACAUUGGUGUCUGACUGGUUCAGUCAUGUUUUUACUUAUUCCGGCGAUAACCAAUCAUUGACUGGAUUCUUUGAUGCUAUUGUGUUGGUGAUGGAAACCGGAUUCGCCAUUACUGGAUUCAUUGGAGUCAUUUUGAAUUUGAUCUUGCCACAAGUUCAUGAUGAUGUUGAAGAGAUCAAUGAGUUGAUUUUAGAAACUGUGGGUUCUGCUGAUGAACAUGCUAGAGAAGUGUUUGCUAGAAAGGAGGGAAUCUCACUUGAACAGUUGAAAAGUCAAAUGACGCAUCACGGUCAAAAUGUCACCAGUAUAAGGUCGUCUGAUGGUAUACCUGACUUGCCAUAUCCAAAUCAAAAAUAG
Messenger RNA from Lodderomyces parapsilosis, 1767 nucleotides. It is a transcript of the gene XUT1, whose product is annotated as Xut1p. The coding region runs from base 1 to 1767 and encodes 588 amino acids. Gene Ontology annotation, molecular function: xanthine transmembrane transporter activity. The transcript has a single exon. Gene Ontology annotation, biological process: transmembrane transport; xanthine transport. Gene Ontology annotation, cellular component: membrane; fungal-type vacuole. The record is from RefSeq and is a predicted model, not a curated record. NCBI's taxonomy places the organism in Eukaryota, Fungi, Ascomycota, Pichiomycetes, Serinales, Debaryomycetaceae.